AUGAUAUCUCCUCUUUCAUUUCCUGAAGAGGUCUGUGACGAGGCUACAGUAUCUCAGGUUUUCCAGGAUGGGUCUCGUAGUCCAACUACUAAGCAGACCCAAAACCAGGGAAUGGUUGGUAUUAAGAUCGGCAGCCAACUUGAUGAAAGUUUGCCUCAACGACUCCUCAGUCAGUGGUAUCUUGUUCAGCCCAACGAAUUGCCCGAAAACCCGGAAUGUGCUGAAGUGAACCGAAAGCUGAAACAGUCUCUGGUCUUUUCUCAUUGUCCAAGAAUCGCAUUGCCAGAGUGCGGCAAGUUUCCUCCAAAUUUGGUGCUCUAUGGCUGGGCUUCUCCGAAAAACACGGAGACUCAGAGGAAGCUGCCCCCAAAGAAAUUUGUUGCCAUCACAAAGCUUGAGGGAUGGGUGGUCAGUCAAGCGAAAAGUCACCGUGGGUACUGGGUUCAAAGCCAAAAUGCGAUUUAUUGGCUGCAGGAUCCAUGCACUCACAAAGCCCCAGUUCUACCCCUCGACGCUGUCGCAUUAGAGGCAACAACCAGCGUGGACCAAGAUGCCAAAAACAAUGCUUUGGAAGCGUUCGCAAGUGGAAUUGCCGCUGAUAAACACCCUCAGCCAGCAAACACUAGGAUUGAAAAACGCAGUAUGGAGAAAGUUUCCAAAGAGAAUAUUGUUAAUGAUAGCCAGGCAACUGAGCAGCCACUGAAACGAGGUCGAGGUAGACCCAAGGGAAGCAAAAACAAGAAGAGUCCAGCUGUACAGCUUCCCCCGCGGAAGAAGCGAGGUAGACCAAAGGGAAGCAAAAACAGGAAACCAAGCCUCGGCAUGACGCGCACUGUUGUCGCGCGUACUAUUGGCAGGCCACAAGCAACGACAGAAACUUCGUCUACUGAUGAGUCGGGAACGGUGACUAUUGCGGUCAACAGCCAAGAGGAUACUACAUCUACAGUCCCUUCUCAGUCUCAGGAAGAUGUUCAUCUACACUGCCGAGUUCGCCUUGGUUUACUUUCCAUCCUACUGGAUGAAACCUCCUCCAUGAACCAUGUACAACUAGCACAGUUUUCUUCGUUGGCGCCACGCGCAAUGCUAGCACGUCUGAAGGAACGGUAUGGAUCGAAUGAUGAGAAUGACACAGACAUUUGGGAUUGGGAACAAUGGCAACCACAUAGUCAUUUCAUAGGCUCCUAUCUUGUGAUUCAUAAUGCCUCUCUGUCUGUCCAAUGUAACCUGCGGCUGGGGAUGCUACUAAACCCAAGGAGCGGUGAUCUUACUAGUACUGUCCCUCGGCCUUGGGUGGACAAGGCUCCACUGCGCGAAUUGAAACCAGACGACAAUAUACGAUAUGUUUCUUUGGCUCUCCAGGCAGAACGAAUGGUUCGACAAACGCCGUGGGGGUCACCACUGUCCUCGGCGUCGGCAGGAAACUGGCCAGCCGCGCCUACCAGUAUUGUGGAAACAGAGAACAGCUCGACGACAAGCGCUAGCGCAUCGCAUCCGCAAGAUACGAAGCAGAACGGCAAUACAGCUAGUUCUCUACAAAGUAAUCCUGGGGGUUCCAAGGGUAGUUCGGACAAGGAAGAAAAUGGCAAGCGAUCUGCAUGCUCAAAUCAGGAGGUUUCGAUCGGUGUUGCGUUGCCGGAGCCAAUCCGGGCACAGCAAGAUUCUCAAAUCCAAGCUGACGAUGAAAUCCCAGCAAGUACGACUAGCUUGCCAGGGUCACAACGUGUUCGACUGGUUGAAGAUCCCAUCGUAGCCCCAUCGGUCGUCAGGAGCAGUACUGUUGGUAGUGGCUCGGAAGAUGAUCCCGUCGUAGUCAGGGGUGAAGAAAAAGACCGAGAGACGUCCGAGGGCAACGAAGGUAUCAUUUUCCAAUUUCGACGAUUCGACAAGGCAAUUGCGCUGCGGGUUCUUGACCCGUCCACGAACAUGAAGGAUGUUAUAGAGGCCGCAACGUGUGCAGAUCAAGAAAAUCAAUCAGGCGUUUUUCAUUGGAGUCCACCGGACAGAGUGCUUGUGUCCGAAGGGAAGAAAAUACUCGAGUUUAGGAUUGGAGGCUACACAACAUUCACGAGACCUCACAUCGAGACUUUAACGGUCUUUGACAUUGCACCUCAGUCAGCACGGCUUCACUCAAAUGGUGUGCAACCACCAAAGAAUUUGCUUGACCUCGAAGUUGGUCUCGUUUUGGCUUAG
This is a messenger RNA of Seminavis robusta, 2190 nucleotides long. The record is from the annotation of a GenBank genome assembly. Lineage: Eukaryota; Bacillariophyta; Bacillariophyceae; Naviculales; Naviculaceae.